Tigriopus californicus is the source of this 1462-nucleotide messenger RNA. Its product is annotated as WD repeat-containing protein 18-like. Gene Ontology annotation, biological process: rRNA processing; DNA-templated DNA replication. The coding region runs from base 145 to 1443 and encodes 432 amino acids. The transcript has a single exon. NCBI's taxonomy places the organism in Eukaryota, Metazoa, Arthropoda, Copepoda, Harpacticoida, Harpacticidae. Gene Ontology annotation, cellular component: nuclear pre-replicative complex. The record is from RefSeq and is a predicted model, not a curated record. Gene Ontology annotation, molecular function: protein binding.
GUUCUCACACAAAUCAAAACACGUGGGUCUCCAAUCUGCAUCAUAAGUCAUAACAGAACAACGGUGAAUGAAUUUGACGCUUUUCACAACCAGAGCGUUUGACUUCUGCUGGAUGUAACGGGAGAAUCUCCAACCUUGGUCACCAUGUCCUCGUCCGUCUUGGCGGGCAACACCUUUCACCCCGGAUAUCUGGAGGUGUUACUCACGGGUGAGUCUAGUGGCCAGUUGUGGAACCUGGCAGCUUGGGAUCCUCAAUCUGGAAGCACUUUGACCACCUACAAGGGCGCGUCCAGUGCUCCGCGCACCUUUACCGCGCUGGCAGACACCAUGCUCGUCUCAGCCCAGGCCAAUAAACCGCUUUUGAACGUGUGGAUGGCCAAUCGACACGAGCAGCAACCCCAAAAGAUCACCACGCCCGGUCCGCUCAACGCCCUCACCGCUAUUCCCUCUGGGCAAUUUCUCAUCGGAGGGGCGGGCGACAAGAUCUACGUAUGGCAAACGUCCACUGGACGAAUUCAUCGCGUGUUAGCCUCGCAUUACCAAGCCAUCACGUGUCUGGCCACCACUUCGGAUGGAUCGCAUUUCGUGUCUGCCGGUCGGGAUGGCAACGUAUUGGUGUGGAGUCUCUUGACCGUGGUCAGCUCGCGACGCCUACCCGGUCAGCCUCGCGAUCAGGGCAGCGCACCUCUGCCACGACACGCCUGGUCAGAUCAUAAACUAGCCGUCACCGAUCUCCACGUGACGGUUCACGGGAUUCGUGCCCGCGUUUUCACGGCUUCGUUAGAUCGCACAGCCAAAGUGUAUUGUCUGUUGAGUGGUCACUUAUUGCUGGACGUGUCAUUUGCGACGCCUUUGAGUUCGGUCACGGUCGAUGCGGGUGAAGUCAACGUAUUUUUAGGCUCGACGGUGGGUGAUAUCCACACAUAUUCCUUAUUGGAUCCGCCUCGUGACUUGAAAGUCACUGAGGAGGUCCGAAAAGAUACCACCUUCAAGGGACAUACGGGCGCGGUCACCCAAUUGUCCGUGUCUUUGGAUGGUGUUUCAUUGGCCAGUGGUUCAGACGACGAAUCGGUACGCAUCUGGGAUAUCCAAUCCCGACAGACGGUCAAAGUCAUUGGGCAUAAGGGGAAGCUCACCCUGACCCGAUUUGUGGCGCCCAUCAAGGGUAUGUUGGAACCGGAUCUAUUCCGACCCAAUUUGAUCCUAUCGACGCUUCAGAAAACUAGCCUUGAGUCCGAUAAGGUAGAGUUCUUUACUCGCGAACGAUUUGAACCCUUGAAGAUUGAAGCUAAGGGCGCGCCUCGAUCUUCUAACGAUCUAAGUGAUCAUGUGGCCAAUGGCAGUGAUGGUGCUCAAGGUGAAGCGAGCACUGAUGAUGUGGAAAAACUAAAACGGAUCAAUCAAGAAUUAUACCAAUUCGCUUUGAAGCAGCUGGUGAAUUAAAGUCAUGAUUAUUCAUGUA